Lotus japonicus is the source of this 502-nucleotide messenger RNA. Its product is annotated as histone H2A.2-like. The transcript is spliced from 3 exons. Gene Ontology annotation, cellular component: nucleosome. The record is from RefSeq and is a predicted model, not a curated record. NCBI's taxonomy places the organism in Eukaryota, Viridiplantae, Streptophyta, Magnoliopsida, Fabales, Fabaceae. Gene Ontology annotation, molecular function: structural constituent of chromatin; DNA binding; protein heterodimerization activity. Bases 1 to 447 code for a protein of 148 amino acids.
AUGGACACCACUAGAAAGGUGAAGAGAGGUGUUGGAGGGACAAAGAAAGGAGGCCUAAAGAAAAGGCCGGUUUCAAGGUCAAUGAAGGCUGGUCUCCAAUUCCCCGCCGGGAGGAUUGGACGUUACCUCAAGAAAGGAAGGUACGCUAAGCGUGUUGGUACUAGUGCUUCUGUUUACAUGGCUGCUACUCUCGAAUAUCUGACUGCCGAGGUGCUUGAGUUGUCUGGGAAUGCUGCUCUUGACAAUAUGAAGAAACAUAUUAGUCCGAGGCACAUUAUGCUGGCAGUUAGGAACGAUGAAGAGCUAAGGAAAUUGUUGGAUGGGGUCACCAUUUCUUAUGGUGGUGUUGUCCCUAAAAUCAACCCAGCGCUGCUACCUUCAGGAUCCGGUAGGGACCUUCCCAAUUUGGGCUCAACUUGUUCCCGGAAGUUCAUGUUCGCCUCUUGAGAACCAAAUCCCCUUCCUGCAUUGCUCUCGGGCAAACCUUCAAAUCAUACUUGCU